Molecule: messenger RNA, 891 nt
Organism: Entamoeba histolytica HM-1:IMSS
Lineage: Eukaryota; Evosea; Mastigamoebida; Endamoebidae
Exons: 1
Coding region: 1-891 (296 amino acids)
Source: RefSeq, a predicted model, not a curated record
AUGAGUAUAUUCGUUGAAGAUACUAUUCAAUCACUUACCCUUUUCAGAAGAAUUAAAACUAUAAUAAAAGAAUUUGAUUUUGAUGAAGGGAUAGAUUUUGUUGUCAAAGGAAACCGAUUAUUUAUCCAAUCAUUAUUACAAGAUUAUUUUGAAUUAAAAGACAAAGACUUUUCAUUAAAAGAACAAAUUUUAAAAACUUUUAUUUCUAUUUGUAAAACACAUCACUCUACAAGUCCAAAACAAUUUGAAACUCCUAAAAAUUAUGUUUUUUAUUCAGAAUGUGAAAAAUAUAUUGAGAGAUGGUGUGAAAUUCUUUCUACUAAACCAAAAAGUGUAAUAGAAAAGUAUAUUUAUUUAUUAAUUGUUCAAUUUAUUAAUGAACUUGUAAAAAGUAAACAAUUAUCUCUUGUUAGUAAAAUUAUUUCAUAUGAAUCAUUAACAAUAGUUUUUUCAUUAAUUCAAGAUGAAUUUAAAACAUCAACUAUUUACAUAAGAAAUUGUUUUAGUAUUUAUAAUGAAUUGUCAAGUUAUAAAUUAUAUGAAGAAUUAAACCGAAUUAUUAGUUCAACAUUUACUUUAAAUUUUAUACAAAAUGUUCUUCUAAAACAGUCAACAAAAGACCUUUAUGUGUUUGUUUCUGAAUUACUUUAUGACUCUAUUAAAAACCAAUCAAAUGGUAUUAUAUUUUCACAAAAUGUUAAUGACUUUCUUCAAUUAGUUCUUGAUUCAUUAGUUAAACAACAUGUUGAAAUUAAUUCAUAUUUAGAAUUUGAUGAAUUUUCUAAAUCUCUUAAUUCUAUAACUAAAACUAAUGGUGCAUUAGUAAGUGUUAAUUUUAAUUGUUCUCCAUCUGUUUCUGAUACUUCCCUUAUUCCUCCAUCACGUUUGUAA